UUCACAAACAAAUCCAUCUUCCAUAGCUCAAACACUUCAUACUUUCUACUUUCUAAUUAGCUCUUGUUUUCUUCUCAAUUACGCAAUUGUUGUGAAUUAUUGUUUCCUUUCACCGAUCGACGACGACAUGGCUCUCUCUUUCUCCACCGCCAAGCUCGUCGCCGACAGAAUCUCCGUCGCUGUGAGGCGCGGGUACGCCGCCGCGGCGGCGUCGCAGGGAGGAGUGUCCGGCGGCGGGGUGAUGAAGAAGGCCGGAGAAGCGUCGAGAAAGGAAACUUCGUGGGUGCCGGACCCCGUCACCGGGUACUACCGGCCGGAGAAUAUCGCCAAGGAGAUGGACGCGGCGGAGAUGAGAGCGGCUCUGAUCAAGAACAAAAUUAGACGAAACAUCUCCAGCAGCUUAAUUAGCUUUUGUUUUCUUCUCAAUUACGCAACUGUUGUGAAUUGUUGCCUUUCAGCGAUCGUCGACGACAUGACUCUCUCUUUCUCCACCGCCAAGCUCGUCGCCGACAGGGUCGCCGUCGCUGUGCGGAGGGGGUACGCCGCCGCCGCGGCGUCGCAGGGAGGAGCUUCCGGCGGCGGGGUGAUGAAGAAGGCCGGAGAAGCGUCGAGAAAGGAAACUUCGUGGGUGCCGGACCCCGUCACCGGGUACUACCGGCCGGAGAAUAUGGCGAAGGAGAUGGACGCGGCGGAGAUGAGAGCGGCUCUGCUUAACAACAAAAUUAGACGAAACUGAAAAGUAUUGAGUAUAAGGAGAGGUGAAAUAGACUCAUCUAUUACUCACAAUUGUCACAAGUUCUCAAUUAACCCCUUUGAUAUAAAAUAAGAGUUAAUUUAAUAUAUAAAAUUUCUAAUAUUAUCGUAUUUACCAA
Molecule: messenger RNA, 872 nt
Organism: Ipomoea triloba (trilobed morning glory)
Lineage: Eukaryota; Viridiplantae; Streptophyta; Magnoliopsida; Solanales; Convolvulaceae
Exons: 2
Coding region: 128-736 (202 amino acids)
Biological process (GO): response to stress
Cellular component (GO): mitochondrion
Source: RefSeq, a predicted model, not a curated record